This is a messenger RNA of Dipodomys spectabilis (banner-tailed kangaroo rat), 1421 nucleotides long. It is a transcript of the gene Ciart, whose product is annotated as circadian associated repressor of transcription. The coding region runs from base 143 to 1300 and encodes 385 amino acids. Gene Ontology annotation, biological process: circadian regulation of gene expression; negative regulation of DNA-templated transcription. Gene Ontology annotation, cellular component: nucleus. The transcript has 6 exons. The record is from RefSeq and is a predicted model, not a curated record. Gene Ontology annotation, molecular function: RNA polymerase II cis-regulatory region sequence-specific DNA binding. Lineage: Eukaryota; Metazoa; Chordata; Mammalia; Rodentia; Heteromyidae.
GUGAGGCGGAGGUGGGUAGACUAGACUGAAGAGUCUGACUGAGAAGCCGCCGGAGACAGAGCCUGACCUGAGCUGAUCGAUACAGUUGCAGGUUUGGAUCUUUGGGUACUACAGGAGCUGCUCUCCAGCCCCUUCUGGACCUAUGGAUUCCCCAUCUAGCGUUUCUUCUUAUUCCUCCUCCUCUCUCUCUCCUUUUUCCACCUCCCCAGUGAACAGUGACUUUGGCUUCCCCUCCGAUAGUGAGAGGGAGGACAAGGGAGCCCUGGGGCCCCGGCCAGACACUUUUGGGCAGAGGGGAGGUUCCCAGCCCAGUCCGGGACCUAUCCGAUUCAGGCAUCGAACCAAGAUUUUCAGUAGCCAACAUACGGCAUCUCACCUGGAACAGCAAGGCUUGGCUUCUCCUAUGUCAGGAUCUGGGGUCAAAAGAUCAAGACCUGGUGAAUUGGAGACCAGUCAGAAUACCCAAAGUUGUACCACAGAGGGAGACCUUCUCUUUGCUCAGAAGUGUAAAGAGCUCCAAGGAUUCAUUCGCCCUCUUACGGACCUACUGAAUGGGCUGAAGAUGGGCCGCUAUGAAAGAGGAUUGAGCAGUUUCCAGCAGAGUGUGGCAAUGGACAGGAUCCAGCGUAUUGUGGGUGUUUUGCAGAAGCCUCAGAUGGGGGAGCGUUAUCUAGGAACCCUGCUACAGGUAGAAGGGAUGUUAAAGACUUGGUUUCCUCAUAUAGCUGUCCAGAAGUCAUCACUGAGAAGCAGCAGGCACCAGAAGACUAAGCAUUUUCCCAGCCAUCACAGAGAUUCAGCUGCUUCUUCUCCUGUACCUCCCGUGGAGAAGAUGGGUCAGACACAGCUAGGACAUUUCAUUUUGAAACCAAAGCAGCCUUGGCAGGUUACGGAAUGGCCAGCUAUGAACCUCACCUGGAUUCACACCACUCCAAUUUGUAAUCCCCCUCUUAGUUCCCCAGGUACCAUCUCCUUUAGCCAUGGUCCCUUAGACAGUGGAACCAGCAUUGGUGUCAUCCUUUUCCUCCCACAUGGAAUGCAGCCAUUCACCUACUCGGCUCCAACCACUCCAGUUCCAUCUACUACAGUGCCUCCUGUUGUUCCUGGUGAUCUUAAGAAACUAUCUGGAGAGGGGCCUCGUUGUCACAGCUUGCCAGUAACUCUGUCAUCAGAUUGGAACUUCACCCUCUCACCUCCUGGUCCACCCACCAUAGCCAGGGAGAUGGCUAUGGGACACCUAGAGGACCAGAUGAGAAGCUCUCUGCCAAUUGCUCCCAAGGCUCAUCUCCUCAACCCCUAACCCAGGCUAUAUACCUGUCCCAUGUGAUUAUGUAAAUAUGUAUUUUUUACUUUUAAUGUAUUUGUGUUGAGGGAAGAGAAAUUCUUUCUGAUUAAAGAGCUGUAUUUUUUUUUUUACUCAA